This is a messenger RNA of Cyclocybe aegerita, 1536 nucleotides long. NCBI's taxonomy places the organism in Eukaryota, Fungi, Basidiomycota, Agaricomycetes, Agaricales, Hemipholiotaceae. The record is from the annotation of a GenBank genome assembly.
AUGUGCGGCGAGAUUGCCAUCCGAGAAUUGACCGGAUCAGGUUCCGCCGGGAUCGGCCGAUGGAGUGUGAGAGUUUCCCGCCACGCACGUCUUCUCCCAACCAUGCUUGCCAGAGUAUCGCGAAAUGCGGCCAGGCGCUCAGCACGCACUGCGACCUCUGCUGUCAGGGCCCGCUCCUUUGUUCAGCCAUCUGGCGCUGACAGGGCGAGUGUCGUCGAUCUGCCGUCCACCUACCAGGAGGACAACCACUUCUCCCCACGGCCAGAUAUGUUAGGCUUCAAGCUGGAUGUACCUCGCCGGGAGGACUCUGUGCUGGCGAAAACUCGACCGAUUUACCUGGAUAUGCAGGCCACAACUCCUGUAGAUCCUCGGGUUCUCGAUGCUAUGUUACCCUACCUCACAGAGCAGUAUGGCAAUCCUCAUAGUCGGACUCACGCCUAUGGAUGGGAAGCAGAGCAGGCGGUUGAGAAUGGAAGAAAGCAUGUCGCAGAUCUUAUCGGUGCAGAUACUAAGGACAUUGUUUUCACGUCAGGCGCCACUGAGUCGAAUAACAUGUCUAUCAAAGGCGUUGCCCGCUUCCACAAGGAGAAAAAGCGACAUAUCAUCACAACACAAACGGAACAUAAAUGCGUCUUGGACUCUUGCCGAAAGCUUGGAGAAGAAGGUUUCGAGAUCACUUAUCUACCGGUCCAAAACAACGGCGUUGUCAACCUGGAUGAACUAGAGGCAGCGAUCCGACCCACAACAUCUCUUGUCUCUAUCAUGGCCGUCAACAACGAAACGGGUGUAAUCCAACCUUUAAAGGAGAUUGGCGCGAUAGUUCGCAAGCAUCGUGGAGUAUACUUUCACACAGACGCUGCGCAAGCCGUUGGCAAAAUACCGCUGGACGUGAAUGAGAUGAACAUCGACCUGAUGAGCAUCUCCGGACACAAAUUAUAUGGACCUAAGGGUAUCGGAGCUGCUUAUGUACGAAGACGGCCGCGAGUGAGAUUGGAACCCAUUCUCAGUGGAGGUGGCCAAGAGCGGGGUUUGCGAAGCGGCACAGUACCUGCUGCUCUGGUGGUAGGAUUGGGUGAAGCAGCCCGAAUAGCGCAAAAGGAGAUGGCCAGAGACCAAGCCCGUAUCAAAGUGCUCUCGGAUCGCCUCAUUAACAAGAUCAACUCUCAAGUCGAACAUGUAGUGAGGAAUGGCGACCCGAAUGGUUACGCAGGAUGCGUCAACCUUAGCUUUUCAUAUGUCGAGGGGGAGAGUUUGCUAAUGGCUUUGAAGGAUAUUGCUCUGUCAUCGGGAAGUGCGUGCACCUCUGCAUCAUUAGAACCGUCCUAUGUUUUGAGAGCGCUUGGUGCUGCCGAAGAUAUGGCACAUUCCUCCCUUCGCUUUGGUAUUGGUCGCUUCACGACCGAAGCCGAGGUCGACUUCGUCGUUGAUCACAUUAUUAAAACCGUGCAUAAAUUGCGAGAGAUGAGUCCUCUAUGGGAGAUGGUGCAAGAGGGAAUCGACAUUAACACGAUUGACUGGUCCCAGUCGCAACAUUAG